Ceratitis capitata (Mediterranean fruit fly) is the source of this 1241-nucleotide messenger RNA. RefSeq names its product WD repeat-containing protein 61. Gene Ontology annotation, cellular component: Cdc73/Paf1 complex. Bases 105 to 1112 code for a protein of 335 amino acids. Gene Ontology annotation, molecular function: protein binding. The transcript has 6 exons. The record is from RefSeq and is a predicted model, not a curated record. Lineage: Eukaryota; Metazoa; Arthropoda; Insecta; Diptera; Tephritidae.
GCUGUCAAAUAUUAUAUUUUGGUUGUUUGGCAUUUUCCGGCUGCAAGUUGUAUUCCUAUUUUAAUAUUUGGUUUUAAAUCACUAAGUUGUAUGAGAUAGUAAUAAUGUUUUCAUUACUUCACAAAGAAGAAGCCGCUCAUGAUGAUGGAAUCUGGUCGUGCUCAUGGGGGCGAUUACAACCAGAGGGUGUGCAUACUGAUAAUGGUGAAGAAGGAAAAGAUCCGGAUGCUAGCAAUGACUCCUUGUUUGGAACAAAAAAACCCGAGCCAGUUGAUUUUAUUGUGACAGGUGGAUUAGACGAUUUGGUGAAAGUGUGGGAUAUACGAGAAGAUGAUCAGCUGAAGCUCCGACAUACACUAAAAGGGCAUUCACUUGGUGUGGUUUCAGUAGCUGUUAGUCCUGAUGGGAAAACAAUUGCGAGUAGCUCAUUGGAUUCCAGCUUAUGUUUUUGGGACUCUAAAAGCGGGCAACAAAAGAAUUUGCUUUCGUUUGGUCCCGUAGAUUUGUGGACCGUCGCCUUUUCUCCUUGCAAUAAAUAUGUUAUAUCAGGAUCCAAUGAUGGCAAAAUUUCAAUGUAUAGCGUAGAGACUGGUAAAGCAGAACAGGUUCUUGAUCCUCAAAAUGGAAAGUUUACCUUAAGCAUCGCUUAUAGUCCGGAUGGAAAAUACAUAGCAAGUGGUGCAAUAGACGGAAUCAUCACAAUAUUCGACGUAGCUGCUGGUAAAGUGGCACAAACUCUUGAAGGUCAUGCAAUGUCGGUACGAAGUUUAUGCUUCUCCCCUAAUUCUCAAAUGUUACUUACUGCUUCUGAUGAUGGACAUAUGAAGCUAUAUGAUGUAGCCCACUCGGACGUUGCUGGAACCCUAUCUGGUCAUGCAUCCUGGGUGCUAUGUGUUUCAUUUUCUGAGGAUGGUAAACAUUUUGCGUCUUCCUCCAGCGACAUGACCGUAAAAAUCUGGGACUUUGCCGAACGUAAAUGUAUGCACACAUUUUCAGAUCAUAGUGAUCAAGCCUGGGGCGUAAAAUACAGUUUAUCAAAUGAUAAAGUUAUCUCUGUUUCUGAGGAUAAAUCAUUAAAUUUGUAUAAUUGUCCGCCUAACGUUAUAGUAUAACAUAAAUAAUAAAAACAGAUUUUUUAACCGUAAAUCAAUCGUCAUGUACUUUUCAAUAUGUAAUUAAAUUUAACAACAAUGAAUUCUACUUAAUGUUAUUAGAGUAAAUUAUUUUUUACAUUUUCCCAC